AUGAGAGCAACCAGGGACAGGGGGUACAACUUCUGCGGCAGAGAUCAGAGAUUGAUGCUUGAUGUGCUGAAAUUGGUUUCUUAUGCCAAUUUGCAUAAUGAAGAAGAGGAGAGAUAUAAACAGCAAAAUCUUGGCCUGUUUAGCCGUUCGUAG
Dovyalis caffra is the source of this 153-nucleotide messenger RNA. The record is from the annotation of a GenBank genome assembly. Lineage: Eukaryota; Viridiplantae; Streptophyta; Magnoliopsida; Malpighiales; Salicaceae.